UAGUCGUGACUGAAGUGUUUGGCCGGUGCAGUGACAGACUGUCGACCGCAGUGUAGAUCACAUAUUUCCUCCAUUUUCCCUCAGAAUUACGCACAGUUUCUACAGAAUCCCUCCAGAUUUAGCUUUUAGACAAAGCAGUGUAGCAAAAAUGUGGAAAUAUCCGAUUACUUUGGCGAUUUUAGCCGUUUCUUUAGCGGUAGGAAAAGCAGUGCCAGAAGAAGAUGACGGUCUAGAGUUCCAGCACCACAGAUACCAAGAACUGGAGCAAAUACUGAGGAAAGCCUCCACAGCCCACCCUGAUAUUACACGUCUGUACUCCAUUGGAAAAAGCUACGACGGCCGGGACCUCUGGGCCCUGGAAAUCUCGGACAAUCCCGGAAAACACGAACUUCGCGAACCAGAGUUCAAGUAUGUGGGGAACAUGCACGGCAACGAGGUUGUGGGGCGUGAGCUGUUGCUGAACCUGGUGCCGUACCUCACCAACGAGUACAAGAAAGGGAACCAGCGGAUACGCAGUCUUGUCGACAACACACGCAUCCACAUCCUGCCCUCCAUGAACCCGGAUGGAUAUGAAGCCGCAGCAGACAUGAUAGAUUCAGGUAAGAAGGACUGGCUGACUGGCCGAGCCAACGCUCAAGGGAUUGACCUGAACAGAAACUUCCCUGACUAUGACAGGAUUGUGUACAGUCUGGAGAAACAGGGAGGCCCCAAUAACCACCUCGAGGAUAGCGUGUCUGAAAAACUACUCAAGACUGUCAAUAAGAAAAGGAUGGCUCCAGAGACUGUGGCUAUGAUUUCCUGGAUUGAGAAGUACCCGUUUGCCCUGUCCUCAAACAUGCACGGUGGAGACCUGGUGGCCAACUACCCGUACGACGAGAGCCGGUCUGGGCGCAGCCAGGAAUACGCCAAGUGUCCCGACGACGCCAUCUUCAAGCGUCUGGCCCUGUCUUACUCCCUCAACCAACCAGAGAUGUCCAACCCUGAGCGCAGGGGUUGUGAUAUGGACAACGGAGACAAGUUUGUCGAUGGCAUCACUAACGGUGCUGACUGGUACAGUGUGGAUGGAGGCAUGCAGGACUUCAACUACCUGAGUUCCAACUGUUUUGAGAUCACGCUGGAGCUGGGAUGUGACAAGUUCCCUCCGGCCAGCAAGCUGAAGAAGGCCUGGGAGGACAACAAGGAAGCCAUGUUGGCCUUCAUGGAGCAGGUCCACACUGGAGUGAAGGGGGUAGUGACAGAGGCAGGAGCUGAGAAGAGAGGCAUCGCUGAUGCUGCAAUCAAAGUGGACAACAUCAACCAUGAUAUCACAUCCGCUCACGAGGGUGACUACUGGCGCCUUCUUGUUCCCGGGGAACACCAGGUAACAGCCAGUGCCCCUGGGUACAAGAGCCAGACCAAAAAAUGCAUCGUGUUGGAGAAGUCCCCUGCUACCACCUGCGACUUCGAACUGGAAAAAGUGGAGACCAACAGCGACAUUGACGACUUGCUACGAGAGAUCGAUGCUUACGUAGAGUGAACUAUGCUCCAAGAUUCCAGCCAAACUUUGACCACUCCAAUACGUUUUACUUACUUCUAAUUCCUAGGGAAAAAAUGUUGUGUUUCCUGUUUCCCGACCAACCCUAGAAAAAAACUACUGAUCCUAGGCUUUUCUUUGGGUUGACCACUGCAAGGGACAGAAAUUUUUUGAGCUUACAUGUAUCAACCUUGUCUCCAUGAUCUGACACCUGAGUGAUGAAACGGUUUUCCAACAUUGACAUUGAAAAUAUAAGCGUCCUCAGGCAAGUUUUGCUUUGUCAAACUGCAUUUGUAUAAGUUGGAUCACUAGAGAUUGCCUAAGUCUAAUACAACAAGAAAGAAAAGAUAAUCCCUACCUGCCGGCCCUAAUUUUUUUAGGACUGAAACAGGAAACACAACAUUUUUUUCCUAGGCCUAAUCUCUCUCAACCCCAUUGUGUUAUUUCACCAGAAGUCAAAAUUCCAUUCUAUCUCCAGACAUUUCACAACAAGAGAUUUUAAAGAAAAUAUCUAUUUUUUAUCAUUACAUGUAACAUCAAACAAAAAGCCAAGCCAAACCACAUAUUUUACUUUUUUUUAAUUGUUUGAAACUAACCACUCUCAAAAGAAUUUUCUUUUUUUAACAAAAGUUGAGAUAUCUAUACUUUUCCAGCAGUCAAUUUGAUGACAAUCCAUUAUUUGUGGUAGUAUUUAUUCCUACAGAAGGUUAAAACAAGGAAGGC
Molecule: messenger RNA, 2236 nt
Organism: Branchiostoma belcheri (Belcher's lancelet)
Lineage: Eukaryota; Metazoa; Chordata; Leptocardii; Amphioxiformes; Branchiostomatidae
Product: carboxypeptidase E-like
Exons: 9
Coding region: 149-1516 (455 amino acids)
Biological process (GO): proteolysis
Molecular function (GO): zinc ion binding; metallocarboxypeptidase activity
Source: RefSeq, a predicted model, not a curated record